GCUCCCGCACGCACGCCUGCCAGAGAAACUAGACAGCGCCUUUCCCCCUGACGACGAAUCCAAUUCUAUUUCCAAUUUUCCCGCCAUCAUAAGACUUUUUUUAGACCUACAAUUUUUCCUUUUCAUCCUCGCUUCCUUGUUCGGUUUUUGCAGCGACAACAGCUGCAGGAAAGCAAGCCUUUUCUCCCACCAACCUACUGCCUUCGCUGCCUCCGUCCGUGUGGCCAUCUCGCCACUCGCUUUAACUCGGCCCAGAUCUUCGCCCGAACCAAUAAAAUUCUCAUCUGCAGUUGUGUAAUAUACCCCGUUCGCUCAUCUUUCUACUUUUUCCAUCUUUCCAACUGCUCGCGCCAAGAUAUCCAGUCGGCUGGUGUGUCUUGUGCCAUCGCCAAUUGUGCGCGAAUCUUGACUACUUUGAAGAGCAACGCUCUUCAAGAUGACGCCAAAUCUAUUCGUCGCUACGCAGACACUCUUCCAACCAAAGAAGUGGUUCCGCCAGAGCAAGAUCGAGAAGCCACAGCGGAAAACAGAGCGAUGGAGCGAGCCUGUGCCAGGACUCUAUGAGUACAUUCCCGGCCGUGGAUGGUAUCUCAUAGAGAAAGACAAAAUCUCCGCCACGGACCAAGAUGCAAGUGACGAUAGCAAAGAAGGCGGGCCUGUCCUCUCCAUCAAGGAGACCGCAUCCUCAGUGGAUACCAUUAAGGUGCAACCACCCAUCGCAGUGCGAUAUUCAAAGGUCCUCAAGCGUUUCCUCCUUUCGCCAGAUUACGAUGUCCGCAAGAAACACGGUGACAUCGAAAGCUCACAGGGCGCCAAGCUACUUCAUGUGGGCUUCUUCCGCCUCGACGACGAAGUGUCCUGGGUCAAUUGCUGGGACGAAAAUGGCGAGUUCAUACCUGGACCCUAUCGCCUGUGGUUCUAUGACACGCGCACCCAGCAAUUCAGACACAUGCUGAGACGCGACGACCCAGUAUACCAGCGCUCUCACCCCGGAUCCCGCGCGCAAUCUCGCCAAAACUCCUUCGAUCGCGAGCAGGUUGUACGACGCCACAGCCAAGAAUCGAGAAGUACAGAGUACAAAGCUGGCCCUGGAAGCACUCGCGAUGGGCAGAGCAUGCCGUCCAGCCGCGCAACAAGUGUCUACGUGCAGUCAAAACCCACGUCAAAAGCACCCAGUCAGGCGAACUCGCGACGUGGAAGCUUUUCACGCGGCCAACCGAGCCCCCGUAUCCCUCUUGACGAGGCUGGUGCGGCACUGAAGAUGUUGCAAAAGGAACGCGCGGAGCGGGAGCGCGCUGCCGUAGAGAAGUCAUCUGGCUCGACCACCAACGAAGUUUCGUCGAGCAAGAAGACUGCAGAGGCUCCCAUGCCUUCCUCCGGGAACCCCGAAGCACAGCGAAUUGUGCAAAACUCGACCGUUGCAGAAGUUCCACCGGUGAAGUGA
Messenger RNA from Periconia digitata, 1444 nucleotides. Lineage: Eukaryota; Fungi; Ascomycota; Dothideomycetes; Pleosporales; Periconiaceae. The record is from the annotation of a GenBank genome assembly.